Molecule: messenger RNA, 1837 nt
Organism: Melanaphis sacchari
Lineage: Eukaryota; Metazoa; Arthropoda; Insecta; Hemiptera; Aphididae
Gene: Obp59a
Exons: 7
Coding region: 55-1050 (331 amino acids)
Molecular function (GO): odorant binding
Source: RefSeq, a predicted model, not a curated record
CGAAAGACUCGCAACACGGCAAUAUUGUAUUUACGAUACAUCAUCGUCAUCACCAUGUUAUUAUUUCUAAACAACGCAAGACGCUACCAUCAUAGUACUACGACGGUCGUGACGCUGUCUGUCGCCAUUCUGCUGACCAUCGGACAAGUCCACAACCUUAAAUGCAGGACGGCAGAUCACUCUAGGCGUCAUGGAGAGUUUGUGGACAUAGCUGAACAGUGUAGCAAUAUGACUUCGGGCGACCGGUCGGUGGCGGUUGACGGUGAUUAUUCUACUUACGUGUCCAGCGGCGAUAACGACGGUCGGUGGAACGGAGACAAACGGCGAAACAACAAUCGCGAGUUCAGCGUUAAUCGACAGGACUUUAUCAAUAACCGCGGGGGUAGCAACGGCGGUUAUGAUCGCGACCUUUCGUCGUGCGGCGAAGUCCGACCACAACAAUAUUCAGGGAAUACAGGUAGCCGAACAAAAAACCAUCGGCAAGGAAGCUAUCCGAGUGUUGAUUACGAUAUGGGACAAUCCAAUUCCAACUACAGACAAUCGCAAUCAACGAGACGAUACCGCAGGGAUGACAGCAAUGAUAAGAAUAAACGUCAGAAGGUGACAAUGACAGGCAAUAAUAGCAGACUGUUAGGGAACAAUCGUUUCAGAAACUUAACAAAAAUCGGAGGAAAUCAACCGGGCAAAGGGACAUUUCUCGACAAAAUAGACGCCGUAAGAUGUACAAUACAUUGCGUUUUCAAUCAAUUAGAAAUGCUUAACUCAAACUCUCAUCCUGAUAAACGUUCAAUAGUGAAUAUUAUGACCAAUCAAAUAAAAGACGUCGAACUGAAGGAAUUCAUACAAGAUUCCAUCGAUGAAUGCUUCGACGCCCUCGAACUGGAGUCGCAUAACAACAAAUGCGAAUUUUCAAAAAAUUUCGCAAUGUGCAUGGAAAAUAAAGCUCAAAGGAAUUGUGACGAUUGGGAUGAAAACUUGUCCGCGAACAAAAUCAACUCUGCCGGCUUGCAGGACGGAAAUAACCAGCAAGACAAAAGAAAAGGAUAUUAAAAAAGUUUAUACGUAGAAUUAUUAUUAAUGCCAUUGAUUAAGUUAUUUAAACUAUUUAUUAAACGUUUAAAAUUUGACAUAAUUCUAUUUAUGUAUAUUGUAGCAAAAUUAAUUUUCCUCGAACGAUUGACGCGUAUACGGUCGCAAUCUCCACUUUCCAGUAUCUGCAGUAGAUGGCGAUGCUACUCAUUACAUACACUUUAAAUACGAAUGCGCAUAAUAAACUAUUUUCAAGUAUACCACUUAACCAUACUCGCAAUAUUUAUUAACAAUUAUAUUAUAUUUAUAAAUACACAAUCAUAUUCCUAACACAGAACAUAGACAAUAUUCAUGUAUACGUCUUGCAAAUUGAUUAUAUUUUUCACUCGGUAUAGGUGUACUUAAAUUGAACUGAUAUGCUUAUAAUUUAAAGUUAUCGAAACUCGUAUACAGGCAAAAACAUAUUCCUAAGUGUAGAAUAUUUGCUAAAAAAUUUGGUUCAGAUUAAAAUAUAACUUGAAUCAGCCAGAUAUCGAUUUUUUCCAGGUGAUGACUAAUAACUAGACACUUGCAAUUGCCACUUUCGGAAUGUAUUAAUUUAUUUUACAUACACAAAAAAACGACGAGCAUCACAAAAUAUACGACUGAAAAAUAUUAUAUUUUUAUUAGUCCCUAUUAAUACUAAUACCCGUGUGUGUGUUGCACCGACACCGAUUUUGCUUGAAAUCUAACCGUAGAAUGGGGAAAAUAUUACACAUGAUUUUCAAUCUGGGGACAUUUAAUUAUCAAAUUGUGAUUAUUAAAACUA